AUGGCUGUGGCUACAUCUGAAGUGAAGAUGGACGCCAACACGACUGCCUCUGCGCCUCAGCCAGGGCUUUACGACCACCUUCCAGACCUGCCCGCCAACAUUUCAGUCGAAGCCGCCAAUGCCGUGCGACCUACAUUCGAACAGCUCAAUGCUACGCUCAUCUCGCGAGGGUACUUGCGAUCGCCGCUCAAUACUGCAGGGAUGCCUGAAGACUCGCUAGCCGCCCUCGCCGACGCGUUACAUGCCAUGAUCGCGCAAAGAGAAGAAGAUAUUGAAGUGCGCACCGCCUUGACCGCCAAAAGUCGCACGCUUACAGCCUCCUUGGAACGAACGAAGCGCUUUCAGAAAGAGGAGCUGGAACGCUCGGCGGACUUUGAGCGCAAGGCAGAAGCGUCAAAGGCAAAACUGCUCCAUCUCACCGCGCAGCUCGAAACGGAAUGCCAUGCACACAAAGCCACAAAGGACGCACUCGCUCGCACGCGAAGGGAUUUACAGGCAAUCAAAGCUUCGGCAUUGCAGUACAAAGCAGCAAACGAUCGAUCUGUGGCUCGAGUUCGAGCUCGUAUUGGUGAAGUCACCAGCUCAGCCAUUCGCUCUGCUGUUCCUGACUUUCAGAUUGUGGCAUCUGCUUUCGACGAACCGCCGACCGCUUCGUCAUCCAAGGUGGGUGCGGCAGGAUUGUACGCUCAACAGGUGCAGGAGCUCGAACAGAAGCGAGCUCAUUUGGUCGAGUACAAUCAAGCCUUGAAACGUCUUGCUACCGAGGCUAUUAAUACUGUGAGACGCGCUGAUCAGGAGCUGUUGGACAUGGUCGAGGCCGAACAAGACGAUGCCAAAAGGAGAGAUCCGACUUCUGCAGCGACAAAGGCAAACGACGAAUCGAGCGGCUCUCGAUCUGUUUCUACCAGCAGCCUGGCCAGUGUUGGCGCGUCCAAGCGUCUGCCUUCCAAAGAUACCUGGCUCGAGGGCCACCGGCCGCUGUUCCAAAGAGACCUCUUUCCAGCCAACGAUACUCUUAGGUCGACUUCCUCAGGCGCGCUCAUCUCGGGCUCUUCAAGAAAGGCCUCACAUCCAGCUUUGCGUGCGCUCGAGGUGACGGCGAGCGCCAUCAGUUCGCACGUCCAAUCUUUGCUUGAUUUGCGCACGGAACGCAACGUUCACCUAGCCGCACAGAGUCAGCGUUUAUCGGCUGAGACACGCGAGCAAGCAUGGGCAGCAAAGCUUGAGCAUGACAUCUAUCAAGACUUGGCAAACGACGCACGCCUUUCGCUCAACAAAACGAACGGUCCCGCUCAUGUAGGAUCGAUCACAUCUGCCGCCAUCGCCGCCUCACGUGGAUCGUCAAAUGGAGGGGCAUCACAUCGCGUCGACUGGCAGAGGGAGAAAGUGGAACUUGAAAAGAAGCUGGCCCAACUCGUCAAACAGAUGGCAGUGGCAGAGCAGAACAUGGCGAGAAAAGAGAAGGAAAUUGUCAAGCUUGCCGAGGCCGAACAACGCGCACGCAGCUUGCUUGAUCAGAGCUCGUCUUCAGUGGCAAGCGGCUCAAAUGCGACGCAGCAAGUGGACGAGUUGAGAUCCGAGCUGCAGAUGGCAGAAAAAGAGCGAGUACAUUUGGUCGAGAGGUGCGAGAUGCUAGAAGCGGAAGCACGAGAGCUCCGCAACGAGCGCGAUCGAAUUCUGUUGGAACGCAACGAUGCAGCUCAACGUGUUAAGGUCACCUCAUUGAAGCGGCUCGACCAACGCGAGGUGGCCGAGAUUCAUGCUCGAGACCAGAAUAGGCGCAACGACCAGGGCAGCCUUUCGGUUGUUGCUGAAGAUGCCGAACUGCCUUCCCUAACUAGCACGGUUGAAACGGCAGACACUGCGAGCGAGGCUGUGUUCGAGAACGCGGACACGUCAAGCUCACGUCGAUCGACUCGAAUCAACAGGCCAUGCAAAGAUUCUGCGGAUGCAAGUGCUAUCAGCUUUGGGGAAAGCUUCGGAAACAAUCCCGAGCUCGAUGCCAUUUUUGGCGUUGCAGCGAAAACGGCAGUACGCGGUGCUCGGGUUUCGACACGUCGCUCAGCGCGACUGUCGGGUGGAAGUGCAGCCACUGAAGAGAUGCCUGCAAAGGUCGAGGAGGAGCAGAAUCAGGAAGUUCAAAGAGAAAGCCGCAAGAGGAAGGCGCAGAAGGAAGAGAUGGCCGACUCGAGCGACACGACCAAGAAACGAACGAGCGGUCGUACUUCGGAUAGAUCGAGUCCCAAAGCGGUACGCGACGAAUCUUCAUCACGCUCGUCGAAGCGCGCUAGAGCAGAGGUGCAAGGCUCGCUUUCUUCAUCGCCACAGCCGCCGAUCAUAGAGGCACCCGCAACAGAUCCUGUUGCUACGGCUACUGUCGCUGCUCAGUCGCGUCGAAGGCUUUCGACUCGAGAGAAGCAGGAGCUUGAGCAAAAGUCACGAGUGGUUUCCACGCCUGCACUAGCCGGUGGAGCUUCGAGUAAAACACCUGCACUCAGCUCGCGAAGGAUUGUCUCGGGAUCCUCGUCGUCCGUCAGCCGUCCCACAGCUGCCUCGCUUCGCCGCAGCAAAGCAGUGCAAGUCACAGUCAAACGUCCGUUGUCGAAUUUGACCAACACGCGAGAAGGCGCUACUCAGGCGUUGACGUCGAGCAAGGCUGUGUCAGCUCGGGUUGCGUCUUCGGGCUCUUUCCGGGCGCGAUCGUAG
Molecule: messenger RNA, 2706 nt
Organism: Mycosarcoma maydis (corn smut)
Lineage: Eukaryota; Fungi; Basidiomycota; Ustilaginomycetes; Ustilaginales
Exons: 1
Coding region: 1-2706 (901 amino acids)
Source: RefSeq, a predicted model, not a curated record